Molecule: messenger RNA, 495 nt
Organism: Scatophagus argus
Lineage: Eukaryota; Metazoa; Chordata; Actinopteri; Scatophagidae
Product: histone H2A-like
Exons: 1
Coding region: 54-440 (128 amino acids)
Cellular component (GO): nucleosome
Molecular function (GO): DNA binding; protein heterodimerization activity; structural constituent of chromatin
Source: RefSeq, a predicted model, not a curated record
CGAGUCUGCGGAGCUCACAGAUUCUGAGUUCAGACCAGAAACCGGUAGUGAAAAUGAGCGGACGAGGUAAAACAGGCGGAAAAGCCAGAGCCAAGGCCAAGACCCGCUCCUCCCGUGCCGGGCUGCAGUUCCCGGUCGGUCGUGUCCACAGGCUGCUGAGGAAGGGGAACUAUGCGGAGCGUGUGGGUGCCGGCGCCCCCGUCUACCUGGCGGCUGUGCUGGAGUACCUGACCGCUGAGAUCCUGGAGCUGGCUGGAAACGCCGCCCGCGACAACAAGAAGACCAGGAUCAUCCCCCGUCACCUGCAGCUGGCCGUCCGCAACGACGAGGAGCUCAACAAGCUGCUGGGCGGAGUGACCAUCGCUCAGGGCGGCGUGCUGCCCAACAUCCAGGCCGUCCUGCUGCCCAAGAAGACCGACAAGCCCGGCAAGACCAAGUAGACCCGCAGACCCACCGACCGGAAACGGCCCCAAAACGGCUCUUCUAAGAGCCACA